AUGAAGCAGAAACUGGAAGACGGCAAACAAACUGUUAACCCACCUCCCACAAAACCUACACUAUCCCGACGUGUCCGGUCUAGACAACGACAGCCAUAUCCUAUGCAGAUAUUCCUUGUUUGUGUCUACACUGCAGAAACCCGAAUGCCUUGCAACUGCACGAGGAAGGUAGAUAUGUAUGAAAGCGAUCCAAAAAGACACAGAAUGGAUAGGUCUAUUGUGCUCACCACGAGAGAUACUAGUUGGCUUAAUGGAGGCAGUCUCGAGUGUCUUACACCACCAUGCCAAAUAAGCUUUGAGACAAACUCAAUUAUGUCUACAAUUCAUUUAGACUCAAGCCUGUGCCCCUUGCCACCCCACGUAGGAGGGCGCCAGAACACUACAACUAUGCAAAAUACAUUUCAUUAUGAGUAUAGUAUAUACUUGUUAAAUAGUAACGCUCUAGCCCUCGCUGCAUCAUGUUGCACGUGCCCAGGAACUGACACGAUAUUUGAUACGUAUCCAAUGGGGUCCGGGUCAGGUUUAAUUCGACUCUACAGUGAGUGGGUGAUGAGGUGCUGCUUCACUUUGAUUUUAUCCCGGCUAGCGCGCCAUGCUGGUUUUGGGGUUCAGUUGGUGACUUUAUCCUACGUCAUGUACCUUGUUAACCUAAGUGCGGCGUCAGUCAGCAGUCAGUCCCAAAAAGCAACCCAACCAUGUGUCAAAAGAUCAUCCCUGCAAUCUGCAGCCGAGUACGGAGAGAACAGGAGUCGCUUGGAAGCACGACAAACAAACACAUCACGGGCACAAAAUAAAACAAGACAACAGAUUUCAGGCUAA
Molecule: messenger RNA, 819 nt
Organism: Aspergillus niger
Lineage: Eukaryota; Fungi; Ascomycota; Eurotiomycetes; Eurotiales; Aspergillaceae
Exons: 9
Coding region: 1-819 (272 amino acids)
Source: RefSeq, a predicted model, not a curated record